Aphanomyces astaci is the source of this 2470-nucleotide messenger RNA. RefSeq lists its product as hypothetical. Bases 13 to 1008 code for a protein of 331 amino acids. The transcript has 7 exons. The record is from RefSeq and is a predicted model, not a curated record. NCBI's taxonomy places the organism in Eukaryota, Oomycota, Saprolegniomycetes, Saprolegniales, Verrucalvaceae.
UUUAGCGGAAGAAUGCACCCCAUUUCGCCGCCACGACCGAUUCCAAUGCGCCGAAGCAAGGACAACUGCAACGUGCGGCUCGCGCAGCAGCAAUACACAGCAUUUCGGCAAACGUCCAUACACAAGAAAGGGUUUCAAGACCCGUACGAAGUGGGCCGUGGCCCUGGCUACAUCGACCCCCACCUGCCGUCCACGACCCGCUCGAUAUCGCUGUACAAGGUCGACCGGUGCACGAGUUUGCACCUGGUGUUGCCGCUGCCAACGGACGCCAUCUACGAAGUGGACCACGGCAUCACUUAUGACGCCCAAUACAAGGGGAAUGCAACGCCCUUCAAGUCCGCCACCCCUCGCUUUGCAGAGUCCACACGAAGUGCCCCUGGACCUGGCUCGUACCGUGCCGAGCUGUUUCAAGGCGCGUUUCCAACACUCCUGAAAACAAUCACUCCACGAGACGUCCGGCAAGAACACUAUGAAAAGCAGCUGCAGCUCAAAAGUCUCAUGGGGAUCGCCCCGCCUCCGCCGCAUCAGCCCAACGUCACCCCGGCCAAAGACCACGCCAUGCCCACGCGACCUGUAAAGAAACCCCUGCACAAGUCGACUGGCCGACGAAUAGAAGGCAAACGACCCGCCCUCGAGAUCGAAGACGCCGCCGUGUCGUCCAAGGCGUCGAUCUGCUGUUCGUCCCCUCUCAUCGCCCGAUUAACACCAAAAAAUGCUUACAACGGCAGCUUUGUCAAAGCGAUGGUUGCCACCCCUCGGUACCGACAGGCUCUGGCGGUGGGCAAACGUCCAGCACCGUACGUGACGGAUGACGCAGAGCCGGUCGUCAUUGGAGAAGUCAGCACCGACACGAACGGCGCUGCGGCAGUGCCCACUACGCCCUCGGACGUUGUUGCGACGGGUAUAAUGGAUACCCCCCCGCCCAUGCUGUCGUUAACUAGCGAAGUGGUCAAGCAAGAGAUUGCCUUGUCCGACCACGUGGUCGAACGCGAUGACGCUACUAUCUGAGCGAAAAAAUAUAAAAACUGCCGGUGUAGUAGUCGCCCUACAUUGUAUCUAGUCGUCGUGCAAAUACUCGUCCGAGCCACUCCCAGAGUUAAAGCACACGCGGCACACGCGGACCAGUUCAAAGUACCCAAACUCGGGCAGCGACAUGCGAUGGCUCGUACACCUGUGGAAUCAGACGUGAACCCUCCCCCUUAGCAUCAGAAUCAGACACGUACUUGCCACAAAACACGUAGCCGCAGCACCGGCAGUGGUGGCGGUUGCGCACGACGGCAAUGAACUUUUUCUUGCACUGUUUGCAGCACGCGGCAUCCUUGUCCGACUCCCACACGGGCUGUACGUUUGAGUUACCGCCUCGCGACGUUGUCGCAGAAUGCAGGCGGGGUCCUUUCGUCGUCUGGUUGAAGUCGGUCAUGGCCAAGAGGCUGAUGUUGCGGAUGGCGUUCGAGUACGAAUUGGACAGUGUCGCAGACACCAUUGCCGCAUUGUUGUGGGCCGUCGUCGGGACCGACGACAACGGCGACGGCAGCAUGAACGGGCCCUCGUCUGGUCUGGCAUAUUCGUGGCCAAUCGUCACUUCUUCCAAUGGCGUGUUGAAGUUUUGAAAGCGCAAUCUAUACCCAUAUUCGUUCCAAUAUAGGUAUAUAUAUAUUUCUAUGGUCAGGGGGGAACGUACUGCUGCAUCGUCGCGUGUGCGUCCUCGUCCAACGACACGGCGAUCGUGCGCAUGGCUUCCAGUUGCCUCGUCAGGUCUUGGUAUUCCGAGCGGAGCGUCGUGAGGUCGGACACGUGGGGUCGGCCGGUCAAGAGCGCCGUCAGAUUCUGCUUCAUACGCCCGCUUCCGCUGCGCGUUCGAAGCAAAUCGACUGGUUGCAAGGGCGGCGGGCCUAACGAAGGCGACGACGCGUCCUGGUGCGGGGUGUUGCUAUGUGUGGGGCUAGCUACGUUGGACGUGAGUCGGCGCAGCAGUUUGGCCUUGUCAGGUGUGGUGCUCGGCGUCGACGACAGACUUGAAAGAGGAAGGCGGGGCUCGUGGUGGAUGGCAAUCUUCCGCGCGAGUCGCUGUAUCUCGGAGCGCAGCUGGGCGUUCUUGACCUCGACGUGCUGCUCGGGGGACAGCAUGUCGCGCAGCCGAGCCAAGUCGCGCUCUUGUUGCCGGAUCAACGCCAGCAUUUCCACCUCGCGCUGCUGCAGCCGCAUGUGGCUGAUGGCUUUCUGGUGCUGACUGGUCCACAGCUGCAUGAGCCGGACGCGGCACACGGGCACCAUCGCGUCGUCCGUGUCCGUGUUGUACAGCGGAUUCCGGUACAUGUCGGUGGAGGCGCGGAUAGAGUCCCAUACGCUGAUUGUCGGCACGGCGCAAAGAAAUGCCGCGCGGUCCGCCUCGCAGUUCUUUUGAAACGUGCCGUACCUACAUACAUACCGUGCCAGUGUUUCAAUACAACAAUUAAUGAGCCAAGUCACU